GAUCGCCUUGCAUUAGGAACAAAUAUUGCUAACUUAGAAAGCUAUUUACUAUUAAGGAGCUUAAGAACUUUUGAACUUAGAAUAUUGAGACAGGCGGACAAUACCGAAAAGCUUGUCAAGCAUUUGGUAAGCAAUCGUGAUAAGUAUCCUAAAUUAAAGAAAAUUUAUCACUCUUCUUUACAAACCGAGUCAUUUGUUAAGAAACAGUUACCAAAUGGAUAUUCACCUGUUUUCUGCAUCGAACUAGACAACGAAUCAAAUGCAAAAGAAUUUCCAUCCAAAUUGCGCUAUUUCCAUCAUGCAACUUCUUUAGGUGGAGUGGAAAGCUUGAUUGAAUGGAGAGUUCUUAGUGAUCCAGGUAUAAUCCCAACAUUGUUAAGAGUUAGUGUUGGUGCUGAGAAUGCUGAUGAUUUAAUUGCAGAUUUUGAUAAGGCUUUGAGAUCUUGA
Molecule: messenger RNA, 447 nt
Organism: Debaryomyces fabryi
Lineage: Eukaryota; Fungi; Ascomycota; Pichiomycetes; Serinales; Debaryomycetaceae
Exons: 1
Biological process (GO): transsulfuration
Cellular component (GO): cytoplasm
Molecular function (GO): carbon-sulfur lyase activity; pyridoxal phosphate binding
Source: RefSeq, a predicted model, not a curated record